Molecule: messenger RNA, 5760 nt
Organism: Prorocentrum cordatum
Lineage: Eukaryota; Dinophyceae; Prorocentrales; Prorocentraceae
Source: the annotation of a GenBank genome assembly
CGGGAACCCGCUGGACGACGAGGUCGCGGACCUCGAGCGGGCCGUCGAGGACCCCGAGCUGGACGACAGGCCGGCGCAGCUGGGGCAGAGCUUGCGGGCCGGCGCCCCUGCGCCGAGCAGCCGCCCGGCAGCGAAGAACGCGGCGGCGCCGGGUGCUGCGCGGGCCCUGGCGAAGCGGGCAGUGGAGCACUCCGCCGCUGCAGCCGCCGCCGCUCGGCCGGCCGCCUCCUCUGGCCGCGAUCGCCUGGCCGAGGCGUUAGCCUCAGCGCUGCUGGGCGGCGAUGGCGCGGGCGAGGCCGGCGAGGACGGGGAGGUCGCGCUGGGCCGCGACGUUUACCAGGGCGCGAACGUCAAGCGCGACCUCUUCCAGAAGAUCGCGCGGCAGCGGCCCGGCGUGCGGUUGGAGAGCGGGCUGGCGCACUUCAGGGGCCAGUUCACCCAGCUGCUGGCCGACGAGAGCCCCGUCGAUCCGCUCGGCCCCUGCGCCACGCAGUGCCUCAACACUGUGUUCUUUGCGGCGACCUGCGCUGGGGCCAAUUGCCAAUAUAGCGUCGUUGAGCACAAGGAUCCAGAGACUGCGCUGGGAGAGACAGCAGACGAGAUUAUGUUCAGGGUGUGCGAGGCCGGGGGCAAUGACGAGGGGUUCUGGGCGCCAGAGUCCGAAGUGGACCCCCGAGCUGCGAUCCAGUACUUCGCGGAGAAAGGCUUGGACGCGCAGCGGAGGAUAACAGAGCGGAGGUUGCGGAAGAGGCGGGCGCAGGCGGACGCCCGCGAAGCCGUAUCCGCAGUCAUGGCCGAAGCGGCGUCGUUCUGGCACCUACUGACGCCGCAGGAGCGAGAGGACACGCUGGCCCUGCACUCUUCCUCAGGAGACUUGGCCGCUAGCUCGUGCGGAACGCACAAGGAAGGGGAGAAGGAGAGACUCCUUUCAGCCCAGACUGCUGGCGUCAUGUGCGCAUGCACGAGCUCUGGGAUCAUCACGUCGUUGCGGGAGAUGGUCGGAUCAGAAUCUUUGUCGCGGCGAUAUUUUUUCGUUAGUGCGUUGAAAUCGUUGUACCCAGAACUGGAACUUAUCGUGCAUGAUGACGCGUGCCAUCUGCGCAAAUUCAGCGCCUCCCGUGAAUCCCACUCAGCCCACGCGGCCGCCAUCGCCCCCCCGCGCUUGAAGUACUGCGUGGAUGAGUUUCAUGCGACGGGUCACACUGACGCAUGGUGUCUGGCAAACUGUCACCCAAAGAACCCGUCUCUGGCCGAACUCGUGCAAGGGUUCCGUUCCAGCGUUUGCGAGUUCACGCUUACUUGGUUGAGCCAGUACAAGCACCAGACCAAGCACAUGAACCAGUUUGGCUUUUGCUUCUUUCUACUGGAGAUGGCAGACGCUCACAAUGAACGCGCGCGCGGGCAGCCCACCCUGGCGGACCCGGCGGGCCCGGCGGACCCGGCGGACCCGGCGGACCCAGCGGACCUGGCGGACCCGGCGGUCCCGGCGGACCCGGCGGACCCGGCGGACCCGGCGGACCCGGCGGACCCGGCGGACCCGGCGGACCCGGCGGACCCGGCGGGCCCGGCGGACCCGGCGGACCCGGCGGACCUGGCGGACCCGGCGGACCCGGCGGACCUGGCGGACCCGGCGGACCCGGCGGACCCGGCGGACCCGGCGGACCCGGCGGACCCGGUCGUGGAGGUCAGUGACUUGCUCAUGCAGGAGUUGAAGGCCAGGACGAUGGCGUUAACUGCGGGACGGCCACUGGCGCAGCGCCCGUCGGCUCACGCUGACCCCGGGCCCAGCGAGGGCAUGCCGGCCGGGGCCUCGCAGGACGAAGAGGCGGCUGCCGAGCGCGUCGAGGCUCGCGAGAUGAAGGUCGCGGAGCUGAGCGAGGGCCCAGACCCCGACGGGGGCGCCUGUGGCCGGCCAAUCGAGCGGGGCAGGGCCGUGGAGGCGGAGCAGGUCGCGGCCGCGCGGGCCGUCAAGGCAAGGUGCAGCUGCGGCCGUGGGCCCCGGCGGCGGGCCGCUGAGCUGCCCGCGGGAGUUGAGCGAGGGGGGGCCGCGUGGGCCCUCGGGAGAUCGCGCCGCCGCGCGCCCGCUAUAGCGCGCGGCGAGAGCGCGGCCCCCGCCGCGACGGCUGCCACGGGUUCGGCGCCCGGGACCGCCGCGGCGCAGGAGUCCAGCAUGCGCGGGUCUGCUCAGUGCCGGCGCUGGCGGAAGCUGCCGGCGGGCGCCGGCGGCAAGGGCUGCAGCUCUCGGUUCCAGCUGGUCGUCGCUCUGCACGACGCCGCGCACGGGGCACCAGGAGACGUCGGGCGGUUCAUCAGGCGCGCCCCGCCAGCACAGCGCGCGCGCCUCAGGAGAGUUCGCGAGGCGUUGCCGCCACCGAUUCCCGAUUCCCCCGGCUUCCUGGCGCGCCGCGCCGAGUCGCUGGACCGAGGGGAGGUGAGCGCGGCCGGCCUGGGCGCGGCCGUGACCAAGGGCUGGACGGUCUUGGUCGCGCACGCGCUGGACUAUCAGCACGCGGGCCACGGCUGGGGGAGCCCAGCGCCGAGAGGGCCGCUGACCGCCGCUCAGGAGAGCUCGACGCGCGUGAUCAGGGAAGCCGCUGGCUACUUCGCGCGGGGCUCGGCUCAGGAGAUCGAGGUCCCCGACUGGACCGAGGUGGUUGCCACGAGGGACGUCACCUACGGCGGCGAGGAGGUGUCGCGCGCGCUGCCCCUCACGCUGGGCGGCGCGCUGCCGGGGCUGCCAGCGCGCGGCGUCGCCGCCUCAGUUCGCGCGCUCGACAUCACGGACAAGCGCGUCGCGGGCUGGCUCGCUGACCCUUCGCUCGCCCUGCUGCCGAAGGCCGAGUGGCCAGAGGAGGUCCCGCGGGCUGACAUCCAGGCAAGCUCGAAGGCGGAGUGGCAUCGCAUCGGCGCCAAGCUCGUGGAGUUAGGCCUCGCCGCGCCCAUUGCCAACGAGCGGAUCUUCAAGGUCGGAAACCGGAAGGUCCUCGCGGGUGCCUUCGGCGCGGCCAAGAGCAGGACGCCGACGCCCGGCCACUCAGUGGCCCAGCGGCUCAUCAUCAACAUGGCGCCCGCGAACAGCUACCAGAGGACGACGAGGGACGACAUCGGCACGCUGAGUGCCUCGCCGUCCUGGGUCGCCAUCCCCCUGCUGGAGGGCCACGUCCUGCCCUGUUCGUCUGAUGAUCAGGCGUCGGCGUUUUACUGCUACGAGCUGCCCGAUGCCCGGCAGCCCUACAUGUCGACGCUCGCCGAGGCCAUCCCGAACGAGCUCAUCGGCAUCAGCGGCCCAGGGCCCAGGGCGGAGUGGCGGAAGGACCGGCCGCUGCCGCUCAAGUCGAAGCAGCUGGAGCAGGGCAAGGCGAAGCACCGGGAGCUGAUCCUCGAGCGGACGGGCGCCGGCGUCGACGGCGUCACGGGCCGCGUGGGGGUCACGACCGAGAAGCUGCACCUCCUGCUCGCGCUCACCAUGCGGGCCAUGGGCCAGCCGGAGGUCACUGUCAAGGCGAUGUUCGUGGUUCUGGGCAGGUGCGUGCGCGCAGCCGAGUUUUGCCGUCCUUUCAUGGGAUUCCUGAAUGACUGCUGGGCAGCUGGCCAGUGGGCUUACCCGCGCGCGGUCCCGACGCACAUGCGUGCCGAGCUGCUGCUGUUCUGCAUGGCCCUCCCCAUGGCGCGCACCGACCUGCGGGCCAAGAUCGACACGUGCGUGAUCGCCACCGACGCGAGCGAGCAGGCCGGGGGGAUCUGCUACUCCGCUGGCCUCACCGAGCGCGGCCUGAUAGCAGCGCCCGGCGAAGAGGGGCUGGUCCGGCGCCGCUGGCCGGGCGCGGUCGAGCUCGGCAACGUCGAGGCCAUUGACUGCGAGCGCUUCGGCCGGGUCCUCGAGGGGUUUAGGUCGAAGCCGUUCAGGAAGAUCCCCGAGCUCAUCGAGACUGCCGAGCGGGCGGUCGCCAGGCGCGCGGGCCAGUUCGUCGAGAACGUCUUCAGCAUGGGCGUGGAGGUGAGGAGCCAGUUCGCAGAGGCGCUGGGGGUCGCCCCGCUGCUGCUGGACGCGAGGGAUUUCACGCGCGCGCGGCGGCCGUGUCUAUUCUGGCGCCCCUGGCUCGCUGCUGAGCACCCGCCUUUCGGCGCGGCGGUCACCGAGAAGGGCGAAGGUCUCAGCCGCCACCUGAAGGUGGAGGUCGCGAUGCAGCGCGCGCCCGCCGAGCAGUGGCCGCUUGCGGGCUGGCAGCUGCCGGGCCCAGAGGUGGGCUUGCCCUGCUUCGCCCGGCCAAAACUGCGGCGCCAUCCGCCACUGCGCCCGGCGGGGCUGGAGUGGGCAACAGCUGCAGCGCAGAAGCGCUGGGUCAAGGAUAGCCACCGCUACCAGGCGUGCAACUACGAGGACGAGGCCCUCCUGUGGGACCGAGCCCGGGCGCAGGGUAGGCUGCCUGUCGCCGAGGAGCGCGGCGUUCCCAUGGGGCUCGACCGCCGAUAUUUCGAGGCCGCAGUCAAGGCCAACUGGAACAUCGACGCAGACUUCAAGCGGCCAGGCCUCCGGCAUCCCACGGCAGAGCGGAGCCUCAUCAUCGAGUUCUUGCGCAUCGCCGACCGCGGGGGCACGUACGUCAGGUCGGCACUGCGGACUUCGCCGUGGGCCUGGCGGAUCGCCAAGAGUUUCCAGUGGCAGCGGCCAGCCCACAUCUCGGAGCUAGAGCUGGAGGCCGCCGUGGCAGGAGCGAGGUGGAGGUGCCGCGACGUCGCCAAGCACCGCUGCCGCUGCCUGCACCUGCUGGAUGCCCAAGCGGUUGCAGGCGUCUGCACCAAGUGCAGGUCGAGCGCGUGGCGGCUUCAGCCAGGAAUCCAACGGCUCAACGCGCUCGCGACAGGUUGCUGCCCGCUGCACGGCUACUGCGACACCGACGACAUGCCCGCCGAUGUGCCGUCGCGCUGGGCAGGCGCGCGCGGCAGCCAAAGCGAGGCGAUGGAGACGCCGCUCACGCGCCAGCAGUACCAGCAGGCAGUCAACAGCGCCUUCGAAGAUGGCUGUAGCAGCGGCGCGAGGUCACGACGCCAGGUGAACACCGCGAUCGCUGGGAUGUGCUACCACUUCCCCCUGCUGCGAGGCCACCUGCGGGAGAGCUGGCACUUGGCUCGGACGUGGCAGCGUCAAGAGCCAGCCGGGCGUGCGCUGCCCAUUGGCCCGCUCAUCGCGUUGGUGUUGUCUGGCGGUUUCGUCGUCGCGGGCUUCCUUUCGGCCGCGGCGGUGCUGCUUUCCGCGUGCGAAACCUACCUCCGGACGGGGGAUAUUUUGGCCCUUGAGUGGGCAGACAUCACGCUGCAUGAGAGCAGCGGCACGGCCAUGAUCAGGCUGCGCGACACCAAGAGCCAGCACCAGACAGGAGCUGGUGAGUUCGCGAUGGUGCGCUCCCGAUUGGCGGUGCAGCUGUUGGCGACAGCGCGCGGGCAGCGCCGCAGCUCCUCGCAGAGGCGCGAGCAAUGCGAGGAGCGAGCGCUGGGCACGUCGCCAGCAGCGUUCCACCGCGUCUUCGCGGAGAUCAGGUCCCUUUUGGAGCUCGACGGCCAGAAGCUGACGUUGUACAGCUGGAGGCGUGGCGGCGCGUCGGCCGACUUCCGCGCCCACGGUUCGAUGGAGACGACACUCCUCAGGGGGCGCUGGGCGAGCGUCCGCGCGGCAAGGCUGUACGCACAGGACGCCGUGGCAGAGGCGACGACGCUCGACCUCUCGCCUGCCCAGCGCACCCGCUGCCUGCAGCUGGCACA